This is a messenger RNA of Cryptomeria japonica (Japanese cedar), 2300 nucleotides long. Its product is annotated as BTB/POZ domain-containing protein At3g50780. The coding region runs from base 145 to 1767 and encodes 540 amino acids. NCBI's taxonomy places the organism in Eukaryota, Viridiplantae, Streptophyta, Pinopsida, Cupressales, Cupressaceae. The transcript has 2 exons. The record is from RefSeq and is a predicted model, not a curated record.
UACAUUAAAAAAAUCAGAGGACCAGCCAUAAAAAUAAAUCAAAACAUAAGAGGAAUACUAGAGAGAGGCGCGUCCAUGGCAUCCAGUGAAUGAUUUCAGUCACCUGACGGCAAAUUCAGUUGCUGGCAAUUGACGGCGAUUGCAAUGGCCGAACAGAGAUUCGUCAAGAGACGGAAGAAGACAGAAGCCACAACGACAUCGCCGUCAACAAACGGCAAAAAGGAUCGCAGGUCGCGAGUUCGAAACGCACCUCUGGCAGUCGAUCCAGAAGGAGGCAUCUGGUGUUGUGCGCCCUGUCCUUCUCCAAUUGCCGUUACGAAAAACCUUAAAAACCUCAAAGAUCUCCAAAAGCAAAAGCAAAAGCCAAAGCCUUCCAAACCUCUCCCUCCCGGGGAUUCGAACCCCAAGCCCGCUGAUGUUGAACGCAAAGCCUUGAAUUCCAAUGGAUCGCCAUUAAGGCUAACGGAGCCGGCCGUUAAAAUUCAGACGGCCGUUGACGAAAACAGCAAUAACAACAAUAAUAAUAAUCAGCCGCAGCCGCCACAGCAGCAGCAGCAGCAAAGAAUUGGCUACAAAUUUAACGAUGCAGAGAGCAGCGACGUCAGGGUUUCCGUGUGUGGAAAAGAGGGAACGUGUGUUAAUUUGAACUUGCACAUACAGGUUUUGGUUAAGUGCAGCAAUUUAUUUGCUGCAAAGCUGGCCGAGCAACACACUUUGCCUUGCUUGCUGGAGAUCGUGGAGUGUGCUGACAUGGAGAUGUAUGUGGAGACUUUGCGCCUCAUGUAUUCUUCAGAUUUGAAGCGCAGGCUCAUGAGAGAAAGCCUUUCCAGAGUGCUUCGCAUUUUGCAGGUUUCAGCUGCUAUUGCAUUUGAUGCUGGCGUGUUCUCAUGCUUGGAGUACUUGGAAGCUGUGCCUUGGACAGAGGAAGAAGAGGAAAAAGUGGUUUCAUUUCUCAUACAACUGCAGCUGGAUAGCAAUGGAACAGGGAAAGUUUUAAGAAGGGUAUUGACAGAAAAUACAAGUGGAUCUGAAGAUGUUAUCGUCCAUAUCUUACAACUUGUAACCAAAGCUAACAAUGAGAAAGCAAGACGAGAAAUGAAACCAUUGGUUUCAAGAAUGCUGAGAGAAAAUGCAGCUCAAAGCAAUAACACUUUUGAUGUUAGCAAUGUGAAUCUUUAUGAUGCUUGUCGCAACUGCUUGGAUCUACUUUUCCAUUACUUCAUUCAAAUAAAAGGUCCUAAUUUCUUGGAUAGUUCAAGUGAAGACAGGUGUUCAAUAAUGAGUCAAAUAUCUCGUCAAGCAGACAAUCUCCAUUGGCUGCUUGACAUUUUGACAGACAGGCAGAUUGCAGAUGAUUUUGUAUGCAUGUGGGCCAAUCAAUCUGAGCUUGCAGCCCUUCAUUCGAAGAUUCCAAUAAUGUUCCGCUACGAAGUAAGUCGCCUUACUGCAAGAUUGUGCAUUGCUAUAGGGAAGGGUCAAGUCUUGGCAUCCAAGGACAUUAGGUUGUUAUUUCUACAAACCUGGCUGCAGCCUUUGAUUGAUGACUAUGGCUGGAUUCAGAGAGCCUGCAGAUCAUUGGACAUGAAAGUUGUUGAGGAGGGAAUAUGCCAAACAAUUCUCACUCUGCCUCUUAAAUAUCAGCAAAAUAUAUUGCUUAGUUGGCUAAAUCAGUUCUUAAGCAAUGCUGAUGAGUGUCCCAACCUACAGAAAGCAUUUGAGGUAUGGUGGAGAAGAACAUAUAUAAGGCCCUACAUUGAAGAUGAGUGAAAGUCCGUUGAAACUUGCGUGAGUUCAAAAGCACUUGGAAACAAUGAUCCAGAUUCCAAUAUGACUGCCAGAUUCUUUUUAUUGAACUGACUUGCUGGCAUGGUAGAAAACAAGACCUUGAUGACAGAUUUAGAAAUCUUUGAUGCCAAAGCCACUGUUUUUGGAGAGGUCAAAGCUUUCUUAACAUUGUUUAUAGAGUGGACAGUUUCAAGUCCCAAAAAGAUGUCAAACAUUAAAUUAUGAGAUAGUUAACACUUAACAGGAUAAGUAAGUGAAGAGAAAAAAAUCUCUCGAUCUCAAGACUUGGGAUACAGAGAUUGAGAUUGGGGUUUUGGUUGCAAUUCAAUACUUAGGCAUGCCAAAGAGUACUGAUUGAAGUCCAUUUUUCAACACAUGCAUGCAAGACUCAGUUUGCCUUUGACUGUAUCACGAAAAGUGCUUUGUAUAUAAAAAAUGAGUGUGUGUAGAACUAAUUACUCUGUUUUCAUUUGUUCCAUUUCAGAGUAAUCGAUCAAUUUGAAUUAUUCGGUAUA